Molecule: messenger RNA, 1392 nt
Organism: Debaryomyces fabryi
Lineage: Eukaryota; Fungi; Ascomycota; Pichiomycetes; Serinales; Debaryomycetaceae
Exons: 1
Coding region: 1-1392 (463 amino acids)
Cellular component (GO): mitochondrial matrix
Source: RefSeq, a predicted model, not a curated record
AUGAAAAUUCCGAUUUCAGGUAUAAGUGCUUUGAAUAAAAGCAUAUUGCAGAUUAAAGGACCAGAUGCUACAAAAUUUUUGAAUGGUUUGUCGACAUCGAGAUUUCUUCCAAAUAUAGUCAAGAAGAAGCAACACACUAUAAAUGAAGCUGAAAAUAGGCAUGCUAAAUUAUCAGAAAUAAUAAACAUUAAUGAUAACUGGGGGUUGAUGCAUGAGGAUAUAUAUGAUCCAGACAACAAUAUAUUUGUAAGAAGGGACGGAUUGAAUUCUAUGUUUUUAUCAUCAAAAGGAAGAGUAGUAACAGAUUGCUUCCUUUACUCUCAACCAUUUCAUAACUUAAAUGGGACUUUUGAUAGUCAGAUAGCCGAACCUAAUUAUUUAGUUGAAAUUGACUCAUCAUUUGCUUCUCAAUUACAAAUGCUAUUAAAGUUGCAUAAACUCAGUGCCAAAGUUAGCAUCAACCCACUUAAAUCGAUGCAUUCAUAUUAUUACUACAAUGAUACGGCCGAAUUUGACGAAUACUUAGAUUUUAUUCAGCAAGAAUUUUUGCAGUCCAUGGAUCCAGUAAAUGCAUUAAACGACGCUAAUUCAUUCAUUAAAAGUGAAAGUUUGUUCAAUUCGAAAUUCGCCGGAAAUAUCUUAGGCUUUUCAAUAGAUAAUAGAAUUCCAAACUUUGGGAUUAAAGUGUUAAUGGAUAAGGAGAUAGGUGAUAGUGACAAUCAAAUAUCCCCAGAAAACCUAUUCUCACCAUCUUUUAAAGACAAUUUUGUUGUACCCGAUAUACUUAAUCCAGAAACCAUAAGUAGAAGACGGUUUUUAAAUGGUUUAUUUGAAGCUCAAGAUAGCCCAAAAGGAAGUUCUUUAUUACCUUUUGAAAUGAAUCUUGAUUUUGUCAAUGGCUUAUCAUUGGAGAAAGGAUGUUAUGUUGGUCAGGAACUUACCAUUAGAACCUACAAUAACGGCAUUAUUCGUAAGAGAAUCGUACCAGCCCAAUUCUUUCAAAUAAACGAUGAUAAUUUAUCUGCAAUCGAUAAAAAUGAGCAUUUGACUUUAGAUCCAAGCGAUCCUGUUAUUAAGGAAUUGCAAGGUUUGCAUUCAUCCACUAUAUCAAAAUUAGAGAUAACUCCAUUAAUUGAAAAGAAAGCGCCAAACACGCCAGAACAGCCUGAACAACAAUCCUCGUCUCCUUUUGGUAGCUCUAAGCCAGUACGUAGAAGGGCAGCAUCGAGUGGAAAACUACUCUCUUUACAGGACAAUUUGGGUUUUGUCUUGGCAAAUUUAUCAGACAUUGAAAAUAUUAGCUUAUACAAGAUUGAAUUACCUUGUAUUGAAGGCGGUGUAAAGCAUGUGGGAUUAAAAGUAUAUAAACCAGAAUGGUGGCCAAUAGAUUAA